AUGUUCGCCUCGGUGGGCCCUCGGGGCGGCCCGCGCCCACCCGUCGCCCCGGCCAACCCUGAGCCGGACCUGAGCCAUCUGACUGAGGAGGAGAGGAAGAUCAUCAUGGCUGUGCUGGCUCGGCAACGGGAGGAGGAGGCGAAGGAGGAGGCCAUGUUAAAAGAAGAGAAGCCUAUCCAAGCAAGAACAGUGAACCUGGUGGGGCAGAAGAAACCUCCGCAGCAAAACGACGUCCGAGGUAUCCAGCAGCAGCUGUCCAGCUACAGGGAGACGGUGAUCCGGCAGGCCACGGCGGCGGCGGGCUCGGCCGUUCACCGUGACGACGCCCCAACCUGCGGCAUCUGCCACAAGACCAAGUUUGCAGACGGAUGUGGGAACCUGUGCUCGUACUGCCAGACCAAGUUCUGCGCCCGCUGUGGUGGGCGAGUGUCUCUACGAUCCAACACGGAGGACAAAGUGGUGAUCUGGGUGUGUAAUAACUGCCGGAAGCAGCAGGAGAUCCUGACCAAGCCGGGCGACUGGUUCACCGGUCCGUCUGGUAAGCCCGCUGGACUGGGUUCAGCCGUCAGCGAGCCGUCUGUGUGCCAAACCUCCGGUGACAAGAAGCUCCGGUCCCGCUCCCAAGCUCCCCCAGGCUCCACCACUGCAACCCAAGACCCCAGCCGACCAGGGGCACCCGGGACCACACCUGGAACCGACACCCGGUCACGUAGCGAACCACCACGAGACACGAGAAAUGGAAGAGGAGGCGGAGGAGUUGGCCGGGGGGAGCGCCGGACAGGCCAGCCCAGACUUCAGACCCAGGUCUCCAUGGACCGAGACCUCAGAGGGGAGUCCAGGGAACGCAGGGAAAGCCGGCGGCUGACAAAGGGACGCUCUCUGGAGCACGAUCCGGUGGGAGAAGGUGGUGGGGUGAGACGGACAGAAGAGGGGGGCUUCCACCACAUGGACCACAGCGGUGGCCCCCCUCGGCAAGCAGGGCCGGUCCCUCCUGGAGGCCGGGGCCACCCUGUGCCGGUGCAGGGUCGUGGCAUAGGCUUGACAGGGGAGACCGGAGACGUAUUAGGCCCAGGUGUUCGGCCUGGACAGAGGACGGCGGGUGGGGUGGGCGGGUCAUAUGACCAAACCCCUGCACAGCAAGCCCCUCCCCCUGAACUCAGAGAACCUCCCAGUUCGGGCCCGGGCUCGGCCCCCAGUCAGGGACCCGUAGUGAGACGGACCAAACGGGAGAAGGCUGAGAGCAUGCUGCGCAAUGAUUCGCUAAGCUCUGACCAAUCGGAAUCUUUACGUCCACCACCGCCGAGGCCCUACAAGUCGAAGCGAGGCCUGGGGGCCGGAGGGAAGAGGCAGACCAGCGUCAGCAGUUCAGAGGAGGAGGGAGGGACCACGCCGGAGUACAGCAGCUGUGAGGAUGCUGAGAUCGAAAGUGUCAGCGAGAGAGGUGACUGGGAGUGCUACCCACAUGACCCCACUGUAUGGCAUCAUCCUGUAAGCUGGCAACCGUCUAUGGAGGGAGACCAUAUGAUUGGACGAAUCACCCUCAGCAAGAGAAGCGCCGCCAUGCCUAAAGAAGCCGGAGCCCUGCUGGGGUUAAAGGUGGUGGGAGGCCGAGUAACGGAGUCAGGGAGAUUAGGUGCCUUCAUCACUAAGGUCAAGAAGGGAAGUCUGGCUGAUGUGGUGGGGCAUCUGAGAGCCGGGGACGAGGUUCUGCAGUGGAACGGGAAGCUGCUACCGGGAGCGACCAUGAAGGAAGUUUACAACAUCAUCCUGGAGUCUCAAGCUGAGCCUCAAGUGGAGCUGGUGGUAUCCAGGCCUAUUGGGGUGUAUAGAAAAUAUCAUGAUAUCCCAAGAAUCCCCGACACGUCCCACCCUCCAUUAGAAUCUACAGGUUCCAGUUCGUUUGAGUCCCAGAAGAUGGAGAGACCAUCCUUAAAUGUCCUGUCUCCCUCCAGUCCCGGGAUGCUCCAAGACGCUCCACAGCUAAUGCCUGGACAAGUCUCAGUGAAGCUGUGGUAUGACAAAGCUGGUCACCAGCUAAUAGUCAACGUGCUUCAGGCUGUGGAGCUCCCUCUGCGGCCUGAUGGGCGACCCAGGAGCCCCUACAUCAAAAUGUACUUCCUUCCUGAUCGCAGUGACAAGAGCAAACGAAGGACAAAAGCAGUGAAGAAGACCUGCGAACCCAAGUGGAACCAGACCUUCGUCUACACUCACGUCCAUCGGAGGGACUUCCGCAAUCACAUGCUGGAGCUGACGGUGUGGGACCAGCCCAGGUCACCAGAGGAGGACAGCACUUUUAUGGGCGAGAUCCUGAUUGAGCUGGAGACGGCCUUACUAGACGACAAACCUCACUGGUACCCACUCCAAACCCAUGAUGUCUCAUCCAUACCACUGCCCCGCCCGUCACCGUACCUGCCCCGACGACACGGCCACACGGACACCCCCGGCAAGAAGCUGCAGCGUUCUCAGCGUGUUACAGAGCCUGAAUUUGAUGAGGGUACAGCAGUAAUGUCUAAAGCAGCAGAUGGGCGUGGCAGGGAGAGGCAGCGGGAGUCCACGUCUACCCUGGAGGUGCCAGAUCAGCAGAGGACCCCCACCCAUCACAUACGUUCCCGAUCGGUGUCCCCGCACCGCGAGGAGCAGGGACGCAUCCGGUCGCGGCCGCCCAACGUUCCUGCACAGAGGAGUUUGGAUGAUGAGCUUCCUCACUCUCGUCGUUCUCGUUCUCCGACCCGUUACUACGACCCUGCCAGAGGUCGCCACCAGGAGGAGGAAUACUUGGAUGACAGUGAGGUCAUCAUGCUCCACCAUUCAAUGCGAGGCAAAAGUGCUGAGUGCCUCCACACCAGGAGAUCUGCUAGGCACAAUAGCACACUCCCACCUAAGAUGCCACUUUUAUUCAACGGCAUCCACAAAGACACUCACAGUGAUCUUCAGCCUUCUCUGGACAGGGUUAGGAGCGCUAGCGCCAACUGUCUCACUCCAGACAAUCAUUCCCCCUCACCAGAGUCAGAAAGAAAAUCUUUGUCACAUUCCCUGCCCCGGAGACGUCCUGCAAGUCCCAGGAUUCUUAUCCAACAUGCUUCCCCUGAAGAUGACAGAAUAUGGAUGCUACUCCCCACUCAAGAUACCUUAAUUCACCUCACUUCAGAAAAGAGGCAUCCUCGAACUCUGGAAACACCUGAAUGUCAGACUCUUGGCAGGAAGCUCUCUGACAGCGGCAGGGGCCACCUCCAAGGUGGUGGUACUGUUUCCUCCUCAGUAACGUCGUCAGCUCGUAGAGUGAGGCAGCUCCCUCAGCUCCCCGCUAAGAGCAGCUCUGUAGAACAAGCCCUGGUAGCAGAAGAACGCGUCCGUCAGCUCCAGAUGAGGGUUCAUUCCAACCGGGUGUCAGCUGCCACCACCUCCAGCCAACAGGACCUGGACCGAGCCCUUAAGAACAAACGGGAGCUCUAUAAGGAGAGGAGGAGCAGUGAGAACGUUUCCCAUAAGUCCUCAGACAGUGAUGUCAGCGAUGUGUCAGCCAUCUCUCGAACCAGCAGUGCCUCUCGCAUCAGUAGCACCAGCUACAUGUCCAUCCAGUCAGAGAGACCCCGGGGACGCUUCAGCCGGGCCAUGCGUGCAACGGGCCGCCACAUGAUGAAGAGCACCAGCAUGAGUGGCGAGAUCUACGGCAUGGAGCACCCUGACGGCAGCCAAUCAGACACGGCCCUCGGGAGCCUGGGGAGCGGGAUCAAGAAGCGGCGCUCGAGCCUCAGCCAACGUGUCGUCGCCAUCCUGCCGUCCAGACGCAGCCGCAGUACCUCGCAACUCAGCCAGACAGAGGCGGCGGGUAAGGCGGCGGACAGACAGAAAGAAGCGUCAGCAGGUAAGAAGGUGGGUAAGGCCGGCAGCAGCAGCAUCCAGAGGAGCGUGGAGACGGGCAUGGCGGUGGAGUAUCCACGAGGAGGGUCCGGCAUGAACCGACAGGCCAGCAGAGAGUCGACCGACGGCAGCAUGAACAGCUACAGCUCUGAGGGGAACUUGAUCUUCUCAGGGAUGCGUUUGGGUGCCGACAGUCAGUUCAGUGACUUCCUGGAUGGUUUAGGUCCCGGUCAGCUGGUUGGCAGGCAAACUCUGGCAACGCCUGCUAUGGGUGAUGUCCAGAUUGGGUUGAUGGAUAAGAAAGGCCAGCUGGAGGUGGAGGUGAUCCGGGCACGAGGCCUUACCCCCAAACCAGGCUCCAAAUCCCUCCCAGCCCCCUACGUCAAAGUGUACCUGCUGGAUAAUGGAACUUGUAAAGCCAAAAAGAAAACCAAGAUUGCACGAAAGACCCUGGAGCCACUCUACCAGCAGCACCUGCUCUUUGAUGAGAGUCCCCAGGGCAAGGUGCUUCAGGUCAUAGUGUGGGGAGACUAUGGACGACUGGACCACAAAUGUUUCAUGGGUGUAGCACAGAUUCUGUUGGAGGACCUGGACCUCUCGAGCACGGUGAUUGGGUGGUACAAACUGUUUCCACCGUCCUCAUUGGUGGAUCCUACAUUAGCUCCGCUAACGCGGCUGGCGUCUCAGACGUCAUUGGACUCAGGACCGGUGCCAGGUGUUCGGUCUUAGUGACCGAAUGGCGACUGCAAGCCCCCCUUCCCGAAUAUCCCUUAAAUGACAAAAUAAUGGACCACAGCUACUGGACCACAGUUGAGCAGAGGCUGCGUCCUCGCCGAGAAGCCCUCGGUCAACUCUGAAAAGCCAGACGGAGAGACAGGGAAUGAGAGAGAGUGAAAGAGAGAGAGGGAGAGACAGAACUAGCCAAUCAAAGCUUAGCUGGAGUCUGACAAUCAUGUCUCACACCUUCCCUCUUCCUCCUUACACCGUUUUGUUUUCAGCGGUUAGCUUUCAUUGUUUUCUCCUCUAAGCUGCAGCAGUGGAGCUUUCUGUCCAAUUUCAACAUUCACUCCUCUCUGUUUCUUUUGUUGUUGUUUUUAUUCUUUGUUUCUUGCACAGCCCUUAUCAGAGAACCUGAUUGAAGGUGGAGUCCUCCACCCAGUAGCCCUCUGCCCAAUCAGAGCAGAGCUUACUGCUAGGUACGAGUGGUAUGAACACUGUCUGGAGGUCGGUUAGUAGCAAACUCAUGCAGCUGUACUGUCACGUAGAAGUUGGCUGUUGUCUCCACUGCUGUUACACAGUAACAGUGUCGUUAAAGAUGAGCAGAGGGGCAGUGGUUUGGACCCUGCACAUGUAUGUGCACAGUUUUAGCCGAGUGGGAGAUGAAAGCAAGCACAAGGAAAGCUUGACAUUUUGAGUCAGACAGAGGCAAAAAAAAGUUUUGCUUUUGUCAGAAUGAAAAGGAAAGAAACUAGAGGCCAAAUUUACUCUUUACUAUUUUUCCUCUUUAUGUUUCAUUUGCAAUCAUUUUUUCGGUCCUUGUUUUGCCUAGAACUCAGAAUGGUACCAUAAGGUGCAGACUCCCUCUGUGUAUGUGUAAGUUUGGUUUUCGAGCGAUGGUGCACCAAAGGCCGACAAUAAAAGGUCAGGUCACAUUUCGCCGGAAGCACCCUUAGCCCCACCCCCACCCUCCGUCUCUUUCCCCCCUGAUCCCUCGAAACUCCCCCCAUAGGAGGGAGCAGCAUGACUCGGGGACGCCGCGCCCCGGCCCCAAGCUGCAUGCACGUUUUUUUUUGUUUUGUUCGUUUUGUUUUGUUUUGUUCUCUACUUUUUUGUAAAUCGAAGACGAGACAAAUUAACGAACAAUUCUCAAAAAAACAAAAACUGAAAAAAAGACUAGACUAUGUGUGUUAGUUCCACAUACUUUAGGCCAGCUUGUAUGUUGCAUGUUCUUGUACAGUUUGCUCGUACUGAAUAUGAAUACAAACCGAGAAAAGCCAAGCCAUCCCCGCCCUCUAACAGGAGCGGACCAAUGGGGGGGAUCAACUCCACCCAGGCCACGCCUACCACUCUGGGUCUAAAUAUCCAUAUUAGGAAGUCUCCAGAAAAAAAGUUCUCUUCUUUUCUGUUUUUUCUUUGAACCCUUUGAACAACAGUGCUGUUCUGUAGUACUGAGCAUACUCAAGCCCCUGGUGUAACUGAGGACGUAGGUGUCUAAACUGUAGUUUAAGACAGCUGGGGCUGCAGACAGAGAUAGAGAAUGUGUGUAUAACAGCUAAAUGUAUAUGAAGUAUAAUUAUGAGUUUGACAGAAAAGAUAAAGAUAUAGAUAUAUGAAUAUAAAAAGAGUGUAUCUGACUGUACACCCAUCACACACACAUGCACACUUUGUACAUACAAAUCAGGAUGAGCGGCUUGAACUUAAAUUAUGAACAAACAAAACAUGGCUGACACACAAACAUUCCUGGUCUUGUUGAGGGGAGGUGGCGUCCUAUCGAUGUGCUCGAGCCGCUGAGCGGCGCUGAGCCUCAAGGAGGCGCUAAUAGGCCUUUAUUUUUUUCGCAGUUGCAGAAAAAAAAAAGCAGAACCAUUUGGAACAAAGUUUACUCUGUUUUACUUCAACCCCUUUCCCCCAGUUUUGACUAUUGGUUUGGACUGGACUUCUAAAGCCAAUGAGAAAUUUGGUUUUGCAGACAUAUUUUGCGGAUGUUUCUGUUGAAACCCUUGGCGGUGUGGCCGACUGCCCUUUCCUUUGUCAGUAUUACUCCAGGAAUACUGAUUGUUUACAGCCCAUGGCUCCCCACUCCCAAACCAUGAUUCUAGACGAAAGAUGAAGUAUUCACUGCAACAGUUCUUGUUUGUAUAACAGAUGUGGCUCUACUGAUGUGUAUGUUUUAUAUUCAAGAGUUCAUUUUUAUUAUUUACAAAUAAAAGACUGUGUGGAAGAAGA
Messenger RNA from Sphaeramia orbicularis (orbiculate cardinalfish), 6807 nucleotides. RefSeq names its product regulating synaptic membrane exocytosis 1a (gene rims1a). Lineage: Eukaryota; Metazoa; Chordata; Actinopteri; Kurtiformes; Apogonidae. Gene Ontology annotation, molecular function: small GTPase binding; transmembrane transporter binding. Bases 1 to 4590 code for a protein of 1529 amino acids. The transcript has 35 exons. Gene Ontology annotation, cellular component: cytoskeleton of presynaptic active zone; presynaptic membrane. Gene Ontology annotation, biological process: positive regulation of synaptic transmission; regulation of synaptic vesicle exocytosis; intracellular protein transport. The record is from RefSeq and is a predicted model, not a curated record.